CAAAUUUUAGACGUCGAACUGUUAACAAGUUUUGUGAAUGUGUAAGCGGUAAUAGUCGGUCGUGAAUAGUGGAAGAGAAAAACUAUGGAAAUUUAUAAAGCUUUAACCCUAAGUAUUUUCUGCAUACUCCAAAUAACACACACCGGAACUGAGCCAACCUUUGUUGAUGAAUACGUUCACAUAAAAUUACAUGUGCCCAAGAAUAUAAUACACAAACAUAUCCAUCAUUAUCAUCAUCGGCGGAAACCGCAGAAGAAACCACCACCUCCUUUGUCUGGUCCCCUAUUGGAGAAUAUUAUAUUAUCUGAAUUGGAUAAACCUCAGAAUGAUAUAGCUGAACCCGUCAACCAUGAACCGGAAGUUUCUAAUGUCGACACCUACACCGUUAUAGAGGAAACGGUGAAGAAGCCAUUGCCUCCUCCGCCACCGCCACCAAUUCAGCAUGUUGAAACCUUGCGUAUAAUUGAGAAAAAGCCAGCGCCGACUAUAAAAGUAGUUACUGAUGAGCCAUGGCAAUAUUAUCAGCAAGAUUCGGGAUAUCGAAAGGAACAACCUUAUCACGAGACCAUCAAAAUCAUAUCGGAACAUGAGCCCCAUUAUCAUACACCUGCCCCUAUAUACGAACCAGUCAAGCCAAAAGAGGAGAUAAUAAAAGUUAUUGAACCUUCGGGUUAUCAUGGACCCUUUGAAGAAUAUAAAGGUUGGAAGAGUCCUCACUAUGAAUAUGAAGACUUUGCUACUAAGGGUGCCCAUAAUUCCGGUCAGGAAGAUUAUGUAAUUUAUGAAAAGCCCAAAUAUGUCAGACCAGAAAAAGAAGAAGCCCCUAUCUAUUAUGGCAAAUAUUCAAAAUAUAAAGAAGCUGAGUCUUACGAGGCAAUCCCAAGUUAUAGCAAACAUGAAUAUCAUGAAAAUAUACCCAAAACAUAUAAAUCCCCAUCAUAUCAUGAGAAAUCGAAAUCUCAUUAUGAAUAUAGACCUCCUGCACGUCCGGCGGAAUAUAUUCCAGAUACCAUUAAGGAAUAUGUAGAACCCGAAAGAGAAACAAAAUACUAUGUUCCGAAACAAGAAUUUCGAGAUACCAUCAAGGAAUAUGUGGAACCCAAAGAAGAACCGAAAUAUUAUGUUCCGAAACAGGAAAUCCGGGAGCCUUAUUCCCCUCCGAAGCCAUUAUACGAACCUUCUGUUGAAGAUUAUCACCAUGUUCCCAAACAACAAAGCUAUCAUCAGCCAUCUUAUCCCAAAUAUCAGCAUGCCGAACAUGAAGAACAUUUGCACAGCGAGGAAUCAAAGUAUUAUGUUCCAAAGGAGAAAAGUAGUCACCGAGAUCCUCCAAAAUCAUAUAAUCAGCAUUUAACGUCUUCGGGUUAUAAAGCACAUCACAGUGAAUAUGAAUCCCCACAUUAUCCUGACAAUAAUCAGCACUCCUAUGGUCAACACAAUUUUCCUCCGGCCUAUGCCAGUGAUGGUGGUUAUGAACACCAACCACCAUCAUCGGGUCCCUACACUUAUGAAAAACCAACACGAUAUCCUAAAGAUACAGUACACAAAGAGGUCACCGCUCCCUCUCAAGUUCACCACAACACCCUUUUGGAUGAGUUGCCGAAAGAAGUCCCUCCCCUAUCGAAACCAUAUUCGAACAUUGAUUGGCCCGAAGGGUUUGCGCGAACACCUACCACAGAAACCUAUUCCGGCCACGAUAGUUACAGUGCCGGAAAUGUUCAGGGCUUGGAUGGUGAUUAUUACAACGAUACAUAUCCCUGAUGAGCAAAUAACGUUCGGUUUUUGGUUGUUAAAUGUUU
Messenger RNA from Musca domestica (house fly), 1799 nucleotides. RefSeq lists its product as uncharacterized. The record is from RefSeq and is a predicted model, not a curated record. NCBI's taxonomy places the organism in Eukaryota, Metazoa, Arthropoda, Insecta, Diptera, Muscidae. Bases 85 to 1761 code for a protein of 558 amino acids. The transcript is spliced from 2 exons.